GGGGGGAGGGAGCGCGCUUCCAGGCACUGCCCGGCACUGGCCGCUUCGGGCGGAGCUGCAGGAACUCCCCCCUCAUCCUCGCCGGCCUACCCACGGGGGGAUGAUACAGGCCACCCCACGGGACUUCCCUGGAGUUAGGAUGUCAUACACCAACGAGACGCUGACUCCUGACCUGGUCACUUCAGUUUUGAGGCGUGUGCAGGGAGACGGCUUUAUCCUAACGAGAGUUUCAGGCGGAGAAACUGAGGCACAGGAAAGGCAGGGUGGGCGUGCGUCUUAUCUCCCCAAAGAACUGCAAACUUCUGAAGGAAAGACCAACUGUGCCUCCUACGUCUCUGUAUCCCCGGGGCAGCAGAACACACUGAAAAAAUUUGCAGAUGUUUUGUUGAGCUGAUACCUGGAGAGAAGGUCUUCAAAGAGGAGCAAGGACAGGCGAAUGACCUGAAGCCAGCACGGAGCAGGAAAUAAGAACGUUGGGAGCUGCACGGAAACUUAGAGGUCAUCAAGUCUGACAGCUUUGUGUGUCUGGAGAGGCUCGGGUGCAAGCUCUGGACCAGCCCUCCGAAACCAGUGCACCCUGGACUACCUACUGCAUUCUGGGACAUGUAGUCCUAGAAUAGACCGCGAUGGAGGAAGGACUUUCGGUCGCGAUGCAUGAUGGGAGCCGAGGCGCUGCGACGGCGACGGCCCCGAAAAGGCGGACUCAAAAAGGCUUUCUGGGAUUUGAAGUCCGGGGUUUGUUUCCACUGUCCGGCUGGCGUCCCUGGAGUCCAAGACAGGCGAAUCUUGGCGCAGAGCACGACGGGGCUGGUAGUUCUGUGGCAUCCGCUAGCUCCAGUUUUUCUCUGGGGCCAGGAAGCCUCCCGGACUUCAGAACCCAUAAUCCACGCAUAGGCGAGCAAGAGGGCAGGCAGGCAAGCGGGGCGGGGCGCGGCCUGGGGGGACUCCUUGGAGCCUCCUCCCCAGCUGAGCCUGGGUCUUAACCUGGGAGUCUGGGGCUCGCCGGGCACUCCGUGGUCGCCGUGAUGCAGAAGUAUGAGAAGCUGGAAAAGAUAGGCGAAGGCACCUAUGGAACAGUGUUCAAGGCCAAAAACCGAGAGACGCAUGAAAUUGUAGCACUUAAACGGGUUCGGUUGGAUGACGAUGAUGAGGGGGUACCAAGCUCUGCCCUGAGGGAGAUCUGCCUGCUUAAGGAGCUGAAGCAUAAGAACAUUGUCAGGCUUCAUGAUGUUUUGCACAGUGACAAGAAACUGACCCUGGUUUUUGAGUUCUGUGACCAAGAUCUGAAGAAAUAUUUUGACAGUUGCAAUGGAGACCUGGACCCUGAGAUUGUGAAGUCAUUCCUUUUCCAACUACUGAAAGGCCUUGGAUUCUGCCACAGCCGUAAUGUUUUACACCGGGACCUGAAGCCCCAGAACCUUCUAAUUAACCGGAAUGGGGAGCUCAAGCUUGCUGAUUUUGGCUUGGCUCGAGCCUUCGGGAUCCCUGUUCGAUGUUAUUCUGCAGAGGUGGUCACUUUGUGGUACCGCCCACCAGAUGUCCUGUUUGGGGCCAAACUAUACUCUACUUCCAUUGACAUGUGGUCAGCCGGAUGCAUCUUUGCAGAACUAGCAAAUGCUGGAAGGCCUCUCUUCCCUGGGAAUGAUGUAGAUGACCAGCUGAAGAGGAUCUUUAGAUUGCUGGGGACCCCAACUGAGGAACAGUGGCCUGCUAUGACUAAGCUUCCUGAUUAUAAGCCUUACCCUAUGUAUCCAGCAACAACAUCACUUGUCAAUGUUGUGCCCAAGCUCAAUGCCACAGGGAGGGACCUAUUGCAGAGUAUUUGUGCCAGAGAGGCCAGCUAUGAGCCCAGUGUGUUUCAUUGAAGUCUGGAGGUGAUUUGGGAAGAAGAUGGAUUAUUUUUCUAUUUUCAAAAGACAAUGCAAGUCCUGUCUAAUUCAGAGGGUGCUUAGUACUAAAUAUUAAAAACAGAGUCAAGCCCUCCGAGACAGGAUAAUAGGUCAUCUUCUUAAGUGGCAGAACUAAGAUUGGAACCCAUACCUCCAGAGCCAUUGUCCAGUCUCUUCCUGCCCUCCAGUCAGUCAAUAAAGGUUUAUUAAGCACCUACUAUGUGCCAGGCACUGUGCUAAAGAAUGGAGAUACAAAGUGACAAAAGACAGUCCCUGCCCUCAAGGAUAUACUCCAAACUCUUUGUUUCUAAAUACAUUGCAGCUCCACUGUACUGCCUUCUAUCUUCCUUUUCACUUACCCCAUAUUUCUGUAACUCUGGACCUGACUGAAAAUGGAGAUAGCUUGUUGCUUUUUCUCCCAUCUUUGAGUGGAGAGGUGAGGUAGAAGAACCAUGCUCCAGACCAUUCUUUCCUAAGACUCCCAACAAUCUCAUCUCCACCUCCCCUGUCUAGAACGUUACUCCUAGCAACCUUAGCUUUGGGUCCCAGCUACCCUGGCCAAGUCACUUAACCUUUUCAUGCCUUAGGGUAUAAACAAUGAAGCCAAUGUUUUAUUUAUUUAUUUUAAGCCUUUCCCUUCCCUCUUGGAAUCAAUACUGUGUAUUGGUUCUAAAACAGAAGAGUGGUAAAGGCUAGGCAAUGGGGUUUAAGUGACUUGCCCAGGGUCACACAGCUAGGAAGUUUCUGAGGCCAGAUUUGAACCUCGGACCUCCUGUCUCUAGGCCUGGCUUUCAAUCCACUGAGCCCCAAGACUUUAUGUUUUAGAGAGGGCUCUGACCUUCAUUGGUAGAGGGAAAUCUUAUCCCUAUCCCUUUUAGAUUUCCUCUCACAUCUCCCAGGGCCAUCCAUCUACCAUGAUACCCUUUCCCAAUAACAUCCUAGAUUUUUUUAGGCACCAUGUCCUCAAUGUCAAAACUUUCCUCGUUUUGAUCAACCCCUAUAAAACUGAAAAAGUGGAAUAGUUUGGCAGAAAGAGAAAUAGAUGACAAGUCUCAACUCUGAUGCCUUUCACCUAUGUAAUUGUGGACAAUUUGCCUUAAUUUUUCAGGGUCUCAGUUUCCUCAUUUAUAAAAUGGGGAUAAUAGUACUUGCACUUGUGCAGAAAGCACCUUGUAUGAUCUUGAGGGUAACAGAAAUAUGUAUAAAGUGCUAUAGAAAUGUACAUGUGGGCAAGAUAUAUCAAGACACCAUGAAAUCCCUCCCAUCAAUUCUAACAUACAGAAGCCCCCUCCCCACCCUUUUGCCACUGGAUAAUGAGAUAGGCUGCUUGUUUUCUAGCAUCGAGAGGAUAAGGCCCUGCUUCCCAUGCCCAUCCCCAUCAUCUUGACUCAAAUCAUCAUAGGAUGUAAGAGACUUCUGCUAGGGAGCUUGUAAGGUAUCGAACCUAGAACUUACAGUGACAAGUUUUAGUGAAAGAAGUGACAACUUACGAUGAGUUUCUGCCAGCAGCUAGGUCUAGGGCUGGUGAUAAUCUCCGACUUCCAGGUCAGAGGGAAAAAGUAAGCAGGGAGAGGAUAUGUGCCACUUAGCAAGAAAUGAGAGGAAGGUGCAGCAUCUCUCACAUCCAACCACUUCUUGGGAUUACCAAAAUGGUAGCCUGCAGCACUCAAAGUUCUCUUCCCUCCUUCCCUUUGUAAUAAGUGUAAUGUAUUACCCUAUCCUGGGUUGGGAGUUGGGGGUGGAAAGGAAGAGGAUUCACCAUUUUUAACAGAGCACUCAGCCGAAAGUAAUUAAGCUAUGAUGGUAGAAUUUCAGGCAAUGCAACAGGACACUAAGAUGUUUUUGAACAGAAAGGCCUUCAAGCCUUCAUCCUUGAAAUUUGGUAUUCUCAUAUGUAAGGCCUGUCCAAGCCAGUUUCCCAUGUCAUCCGUAGUGAAACAGUCACUGUCAUCUCAAACAACCACUUUGGUCUCAUGCCAGUCUGGAGCUUUAUUUGGAGAGGGCUAGCAGGGUAGGUACAUGCAGGGAAUGGAGCCCCAAGGGGGCAACAGAUUGGACCUGACUCUAGAGUCGAGUGACCAGGUAGCAGGUCCGGUGUGAAGUAGAAACCGUCCUGGUGACAGCACAAGGUGGAGUGGGAGGCCUAGGAGGGGGUAGGAUAAUACAUCUGGAGGUCAGUUAGGACCAGAUGAAGCUUGACAUAUGUAAACAUCCCCCCCCCACCCCAACUCAGGCUUGCUUCUUUGACUUCCCCUUGCUCACAUACUUCCUUGGAAUGGAAGGAGAGGCACCAGUCAGAGUCCCCUUGUCUUGAUCAGGGGUUCAGGAGGGUGGGAUGGGGUGAUCUCUCAUUACCUGGGGAUAGAGUUGAGGUGGGGUCCUGGGCUUCGGUAGAUGUCAAGUCCUUGUUGGAGCUAUCGUGUGGGAUAUAGGAAGAUAUGAACAGGAAUGGUAGCCAGAUAUUGGGGGGGGGGACCUUUUCAUUCUACUGUUGAGGAAACAGCUCUGGAGUAAUGAAAUGUCUCCACCCAAGUCAUAAAGCUAGUAAGUGCCAGAGACAAGACUUGCACAGGUUCCUGGUUUCCAGGCUGGAGAAUUUUUACAUUUCACCUCUAACCCCCCACUUCCAGAACUGCCCCUGCCUGAUGUCAGUCACUGAAUAGCCAGCCUUCAGGUCCAAUUCUUUGUUUUUAUGCAACCCAGUUCUCCUAAAUUCAGACUUGCAGAUGACUCAAGGAUUUUUCUCCUGUUUUUGACUGGAGAAAUUUGAAAGAUGAGGAACUCUAUUCAGGAGACUGGAAAAAGGGCAGCUUAACAAGACCAAAUGUGUAUAUGUUUGUAUGAAGAUUGAUUUAUACCCAGGUGAAAAAAACACCAGACUUGGGGCUAUAAGGGCUAGUUUCAAUUCUUGAAUGUGAUACUAAUUAACUUCUACCAUGGGAAAGUUAAGAGCCUCAGUUUCCUCAUAAAGUUUUGGCAAUAAUA
Monodelphis domestica (gray short-tailed opossum) is the source of this 4874-nucleotide messenger RNA. RefSeq names its product cyclin dependent kinase 5 (gene CDK5). Gene Ontology annotation, molecular function: cyclin-dependent protein serine/threonine kinase activity; ATP binding. Gene Ontology annotation, cellular component: cytoplasm; nucleus. Gene Ontology annotation, biological process: protein phosphorylation; synaptic vesicle transport; neuron apoptotic process. Lineage: Eukaryota; Metazoa; Chordata; Mammalia; Didelphimorphia; Didelphidae. The record is from RefSeq and is a predicted model, not a curated record.